AUGUUAUUGUGCCUCUGUAUUUUACUAACUUUCUCCCACUGUUCUGCAAGUGAAGAUAUCACAUACCAUAUUAAAGAAGAGAAUAGUCCCUACACCUAUGUAGGGGACAUAGCUACUGACUUACAGAAAUCAGACAACUCCUUAAAAAAUAAGGAUUUAAUUACAUUUAGUCAACGACAACAGAAGGGAGAACAAUUGUUCAAUGUGACGAAAACAGGUAAACUGUACACUGUUCAGACAUUGGAUGCUGAGUCUGUGUGUAGUUAUGAGAAAGAAUGUUUUGAAACCAUUCAAGUUGCUGUUAACAAAUCCAAGACAUUUAUGAAGAUCUUAAAGAUUAAAGUCAUAAUAGAAGACAUCAAUGAUCACCAACCUGAGUUUCCUAAGAAAGAAUUUACACUAAAAUUUAAGGAAGAAGAUCGAGAAGGUAUAAAGAAAACUAUUCCCAGUGCUAUGGAUAACGAUAUAGGAAAUAAAAGCAGUUCAAUCAAAUAUAAAUAUCAUGGUGAUGAACAUUUUUCAUUAUCUGUCUCUAAACAAGCUGACGGAUUAUCAUCAUUAGCAAUUAUUUUAGAAAAGAAAUUAGAUAGAGAAAAGAAAGACAGUUACAAUAUCGAAGUCAUUGCUAAAGAUGGGGGAACUCCACCAAAACAAUCUGUGCUAAAGUUUAAAAUAUCUGUAGAAGAUGAAAAUGAUAAUGAACCAAAAUUUUCCCAAAGUAUCUACAAUGUCUCUAUAGAACAUAAGCAUAAAAAGAAUAUUCCAGUAGUCACAUUAUCUGCCAGUGAUUUAGAUAUUGGCAGGAAUGGUAAAAUAUCAUAUUACUUUAGUCCGAGAACUGAUAUGAAGAUAAGGAGACAUUUUAAUUUAGAUGAAAAAACUGGAAAAAUAUACUUAAACUCUACAUUACUUGAAGAGAAAUUUUUUGAAUUUUAUGUUGUGGCUAAAGAUAAUGGAAGUUCUCCUCUCAAUUCCAUAGCUACUGUUAUGGUAAAUGUCAUCAACCAACUGAACAAUCCUCCAAAUAUUGAUGUGAACUUUAUUUCUACACAGAAUCACAACACAGCUACCAUUCUGGAAGAUAUCAAAGUUGGUAGUUUCAUUGCUGAUGUGAUGGUCACUGACAAUGAUGUUGGACACAAUGGACAGGUGAACUGUCAUAUCAAAGACGACACAUUCAAACUACAAUCAAUGGGAUCAAAGGAAUAUAAAAUAGUUCUAAAGAAAGCAAUCUGUCAAUCCAAGUGCUAG
Molecule: messenger RNA, 1251 nt
Organism: Octopus bimaculoides (California two-spot octopus)
Lineage: Eukaryota; Metazoa; Mollusca; Cephalopoda; Octopoda; Octopodidae
Product: protocadherin-17-like
Source: RefSeq, a predicted model, not a curated record